Messenger RNA from Anastrepha ludens (Mexican fruit fly), 3364 nucleotides. It is a transcript of the gene Synd, whose product is annotated as protein kinase C and casein kinase substrate in neurons protein 1. The record is from RefSeq and is a predicted model, not a curated record. Gene Ontology annotation, molecular function: phospholipid binding; protein binding. NCBI's taxonomy places the organism in Eukaryota, Metazoa, Arthropoda, Insecta, Diptera, Tephritidae. Bases 349 to 1818 code for a protein of 489 amino acids. The transcript is spliced from 11 exons. Gene Ontology annotation, cellular component: endosome; cytoplasm; plasma membrane. Gene Ontology annotation, biological process: plasma membrane tubulation; cytoskeleton organization; regulation of endocytosis.
AAUAUAUAUUUUAUUGAAUAGUGUUUGCUACUUUUGAGUUGUGUAUAUAAUUGUCAUAUUAGCUAAGCGUUGUCCAAUAAAAAUAAUACAAACCCAAUCGGGCAUUGAAAAACUGGAAGUGAGAACUGGCAGAAGUUGCUGUGAAAGAAAACGGAAAACUUGAUCCUCUUCUUAAAUUUUUGUCUAGUCUGUUGUGCCCUGUUUUCGGUAGUGGUCAUUCAGCAUUUUUAACGUAAAUAUAAGUGCUGCCGUCAAACAGCACUCGCUUUGCCUUUAACAGACGAUCAUUCACUUAAAAUUAGUGUAUUUAUUUUACAAUAGAGUACAUAGGCGACCCUCUCUCAAAUCAUGUCGCACCACAGCGAUGAUCACCUUCUGCAGGCAGGAAGUGAUUCUUUCUGGGAACCUGGCAAUUAUAAGCGCACCACGAAACGCAUUGAAGACGGCUAUAAGCUUUGUAAUGACUUGCAAACUCUAAUACAAGAACGUGCUGAUAUCGAAAAAGGUUAUGCGAAGAAUUUGCGUGCGUGGUCGAAGAAAUGGGGAGAACUCAUCGAAAAAGGCCCCGAAUAUGGCACUACCGAAGCUGCUUGGAAAAGCGUACUCACCGAGUCGGAACGUAUCAGUGACGUUCACAUGAAGAUUAAGGAGAACCUGUGCAACGAUGUGAGCACCCAAAUAAAAAGUUGGCAAAAGGACAACUAUCAUCACACGCUGAUGCAGAUCAAGCAACGCAAGGAUAUGGAAGAUUUGUUUAAGAAGGCGCAAAAGCCUUGGGCUAAAUUGCUGGCAAAAGUAGAGAAAACAAAGUCUGAUUAUCAUGCAGCCUGCAAAACGGAGCGCAGUGCCACCAAUCAAGAGCGCAAUGCCACAGCCGAUAGUUCACUCUCACCGGAUCAGGUGUGUAUAAAUGUAAAAAAAAUGCACGAUCGCGUGCAAAAAACUAAAGAUCAAGUAACAAAAUGUCGAGAGAAAUACGAGCAGGCCAUCGCAGAAAUUACCAAAUAUAAUUCGGUAUACAUCGAGGAUAUGACGUCGGUGUUCGAAAAGUGCCAAGCCAUGGAGAGAACACGAUUGGUAUUCUUUAAGGAUGUUCUAUUCAACAUUCAUGCCUGCUUGGACCUCACCAAGGUGCAAUGUCUGCCACAAAUCUACGAAGAAUUCUACCACACCAUAAAUAACGCAGACCAGCAGAAGGAUCUAAAGUGGUGGUCGAAUAAUCAUGGCGUGAAUAUGGCUAUGAACUGGCCAGCGUUUCUGGAGUACACCGAAGAAUUCCGAGACAUAGCAAAGGGCAGCAAAUCAAAGGAGGCACUUCCGGCAGCACCAAUAACCCUAAUCAACCAACGUCCUGUUUCUGAGGAUCCCCAUGAAUAUAAUACGAAUAGUCUAAAGAAAACAUCAGCAAAUUCCAGUAAAUCUAGUGGAAAAGUCAUGCAACAAGAUUCUGCGUCUUCGCCCACAACAGCGACAGCGUCAUCGGCUGCGACGGUUGCUAAAAGCGCAAAUACAACAUCGGCUUCAAACAAUCGUAAUUCAAGCGUAACUAAUGGCAAUGGCAAGCCUGAAGUUAAUCCAUUCGAAGAGGAGGAGGAAUGGGAUGAAGGCGACAAUGUGUUGGUCGAUAAUGGAGAAAAAGGUGUACCAGUUAAGGCUUUAUAUGACUAUGAAGGGGCAGAAGAUGACGAGCUAACAUUUAAGCAAGGUGAUGUCUUUGAAAAACUUGAAGAUGAAGAUGAACAAGGUUGGUGCAAAGGGCGUAUGAAUGGACGCGUUGGGCUUUACCCCGCAAACUAUGUAGAACCGUUACAUACGUAAACAUAUGAACAAUUCUUGAACAAUUUAAAAAAUUAUAAGUAACAAUUGAAUGCCAACCAGGGAAAUAUUUAGACAUGCGAAACACGUUGCAUCAUUCAACUCGACACAAAAUACAUUGAAAUUAUCAUAGACUAGCAUUUUUUUUGUCUUACAAAGGAAUCGAGAGAAACCGGAGACAAAAUAGUAAGGAAUACUUGAAACACAUCACCAUUAGAAUCAUAUUUUGUGAUUGUAGCCAAUUAUUUGUUCUUAUAUAUCAAAAUUGUAUACAUUAGAUAUCGAACGAUUGCUUAAAACAAAUCGAAAAUGAAAACAAAUAAGAAUGAAUAAGUCUUGUCAGCUUAUUUAUAAUAGCAGUGAAAAAAUUUAAAUGUGAUUUUAAUCAUAUAUGUUAGUUGUUAUCACGCUGAAAGCAUUUCAAGACCAAAUUAAAGAUUUUCUUCCUUUCAAAGUAGUGUCCAGAAUCCAAUUCUUUCACAAACCCGCGCUCUAUUUAAGUAAAAUGGAAAAUUAAAGGCAAAUGGGGUGGUCCAAAUACAAGUAUCUUUUUAAAAAUAAUAUUUAAAACACACACACAAAAUCAUUCAUUUUGGUAUAUUUUACGUCUUUGUUUGUUUGCUGAAACCAAAGAUCGUCUAAGAUCCCACAUUUUCAACAAACAAAUGAGGUCACCACUCUAAGAAUCCAAACCCCUGUGCAUCGCGACAAUCAGUUGUGGAUUUUAUGUAUCCAAGAUGAAAGCAACAGUGUUUAAUUAGUCACAGAUAUGAAAAAGCGCCGCGCCCCGCAAAGCGACGUUCCGCGAGGGAUGGCAGUCAAGCUUCCGAUCGAGAAAAGAUGGCAGCGAUACCUGCAUUUGGGCCACCCUGUGUGUUCAUUAAAAUCUUCAACUCAAAUUUACUUGUUGCUAAUUGUAAUUACAAUUUAUGUUUACUAAACAAAAAUUUGUAUUAAGUAAUUCAGAAAGAAUAAAAACAUGUAUAACUUAAAACCUUCCCUUCGAGUGGGCUACAAGGUCAAAAGAUAUAUGAGGCAGUUUAGAUAGUAACAUCCGUUUGCUAAGCUGUUUAUGCCGAUCGAGCUUUCGUUUUAGUACCUUAAAAACCGUCUCAUAUCUCUUUGGAUUUUAAAAGCACAUUCUACCUUCCACUUACUAUUUAUAAGUCCAAUUAAAUAUAUCGCACCCUAAAUACAAAAGGGGCACAACUCAAAAUUUUCCACACUCGAGCUUGACUUGUUUACAGUAGCACAGAAAACAAACUAUGUGACAUAUCACUCUGAAAUUUGCCAUGUAAGCUUAUAAUAGUCCUACCAAAAAACAAAAAAUUUAUUUUUGUCAUAUGUCAUACGCGGACCGUUUUAUUGAUAACGUCUCGCUCAUAUUUGAGCAGAAGGUACAUUUUGAGUUGUGACCCUUUUGUAUUUAGGGUGCGAUAUGGAUAUGUAUAAAUACAACCAUAUGCUGUAUUUGAGUGGAAAAAAAUUGUAGAAUAUACUCUUACAUACAUACAUAUGGGUCACUCGUUUCGAAAUCGAACAUAAUUUA